Athene cunicularia (burrowing owl) is the source of this 3369-nucleotide messenger RNA. RefSeq names its product LLGL1, scribble cell polarity complex component (gene LLGL1). The record is from RefSeq and is a predicted model, not a curated record. The coding region runs from base 237 to 2180 and encodes 647 amino acids. The transcript is spliced from 17 exons. Gene Ontology annotation, cellular component: cortical actin cytoskeleton; cytoplasm; plasma membrane. Gene Ontology annotation, molecular function: myosin II binding; GTPase activator activity. Lineage: Eukaryota; Metazoa; Chordata; Aves; Strigiformes; Strigidae. Gene Ontology annotation, biological process: establishment of spindle orientation; cortical actin cytoskeleton organization; regulation of establishment or maintenance of cell polarity.
ACAGCGUCCCUGAUGAGUACCGCUGCGGGAAGGCGCUGGGGCCAGUGGAAUCCAUCCAGGAGCACCCGCGGGAUGGCGGCCGCCUCCUCAUCGGCUACAGCCGAGGGUUGGUGGUUCUUUGGGAGCAGAACACACGUGUGGUCCAGCACCUCUUCCUGGGGAACCAGCAGCUGGAGAGCCUGGCCUGGGAGCAGAGCGGGAAGAGCAUCGUCAGCUCCCACAGCGAUGGUGGGUACAUGGUGUGGGCGGUGAGCGGCGCCGGCCAGAGGACCCAGCAGCCUGUCAUGUCCACCAUCCCCUACGGUCCGUUCCCUUGCAAAGCCAUCAGCAAAAUCCUCUGGCGGACCUGUGACUCGGGGAACCCCUUCAUCAUCUUCAACGGGGGGAUGCCGCGGGCCAGCUACGGCGACCGGCACUGCGUUAGCGUGCUGCAGGGCCAGACCUUGGCCACGCUUGACUUCACCUCCCGCGUCAUCGACUUCUUCACCGUGCAGAGCUCUGAGGCAACCGAGGGAGGCUUUGAGAACCCCCAUGCCCUCGUGGUGCUGGUGGAGGAAGAGCUGGUGGCCAUCGACCUCCAGACGCCGGGCUGGCCCACCAUCCCCGCCCCCUACCUGGCGCCACUCCACUCUUCCGCCAUCACUUGCUCCUGCCACGUCUCCAACGUGCCCCUCAAGCUCUGGGAGAGGAUUGUCAGUGCUGGCGAGCAGCAGAGCCCCCGGCUCUCCUCUGCUGCUUGGCCCAUCGAUGGGGGAAAAAACCUGGCCCAGGAGCCCACGCAGAGGGGGCUUCUCCUCACUGGGCACGAGGAUGGCACGGUGCGGUUCUGGGACGCCUCAGGGGUCUCCCUGAAACCCCUCUACAAGCUGGGCACCGCCAGCAUCUUCCAGACAGACUGUGAGCAUAACGACAGCCUCAACCAGGCGGGCGAGGAGGAGUGGCCGCCUUUCCGCAAGGUGGGCUGCUUUGAUCCCUACAGCGACGACCCACGCCUGGGCGUGCAGAAGAUCGCUCUCUGCAAGUACACGGCCAAAAUGGUGGUGGCUGGCACGGCAGGGCAGGUGCUGGUGAUGGAGCUGAGCGAUGAGAAGUCGGAGCAUGCGGUCAGUGUGGCCACGGUGGACCUGCUGCAGGACCGCGAGGGCUUCACCUGGAAGGGCCACGACCGGCUGGCGCCCAGGAACGGGCCCCUGCCCUUCGCCCCUGGCUUCCAGCCCAGCGUGCUAGUGCAGUGCGUGCCCCCCGCCGCUGUCACCGCCGUCACCCUCCACUCCGAAUGGAACCUCGUGGCUUUUGGCACCAGCCAUGGCUUCGGGCUCUUCGACUAUUACCGGCGCAACCCCGUGCUGGCCAGGUGUACACUGCACCCCAAUGACUCGCUGGCCAUGGAGGGGCCCCUGUCCCGCGUGAAGUCCCUGAAGAAGUCCCUGCGACAGUCCUUCCGCCGCAUCCGCAAGAGCCGGGUGUCAGGCAAGAAGAGGCUCAAUGCCAGUAGCCCCUCCAGCAAGGUGCAGGAGGCUAACGCGCAGCUGGCUGAGCAAGUAGGACCCCCCGAAGUGGAGAUGACGCCCGUGCAGCGGCGGAUCGAGCCCCGCUCAGCUGACGACUCGCUCUCAGGGGUGGUGCGGUGCCUCUACUUUGCCGACACCUUCCUCCGAGACGGUGAGACCCACCCCCCCUCCUUGGGAAAAGCCCCCAAGCUUCGCUGCAUCCGCAAAGAGGACAUCAGUGGCAUCGCCUCCUGCGUCUUCACCAAGCACGGCCAGGGUUUCUACCUAAUUUCGCCAUCCGAAUUUGAACGCUUCUCACUGAGCGCUCGGAACGUGACGGAGCCACUGUGUCGGCUGGAGGUCACCCGGCUCCAGGACACCUCCUGCCUCAGCAACAGCUCAACGGUAACGCCGAAGCUGCCGCAGGCAAAUGGCACCCACGUCCCGUGCAGCCCCGAGGGCCAGCACUCCCCCAGCGACAGUGACCGGUCUCCCGAGGAGCACCUGGCUGCCUUCUCUCCUGGCUCCAUCGAUUCCCCCAACAGCAGCAUGGAGAACCCGCUGGAUACCACCGGGGACAUCACCGUGGAGGAAGUGAAGGAUUUCCUGGCCUCCUCAGAGGAAGCGGAGAGGAACCUGAGGAACGCCAGCGAGGACGAGGCCCGGCCCGCGGGGAUCCUCAUCAAGUGAGGCAUCACCGGCCUCCCCGGCCCAUCUCAGUGCUCGGAUUCCCGGGACACGUGACUCGACUGGACCCCCGUGUCCCCUCCCCGCAAUAACGUAGACUCGCCUCUUCUCUAACAUCCUCUCCGGCCGCCGGCGCACCCCGGUUCUGGCACGCUCCCCCAGCGCCUCCCUGCCUGGCCGCUGGCCCUCCCACCCUCCUCCGCCGGCCUUGAGCUGGGGCAGGGGUGCCCGUGGUGCACAAACUCUUCCCAGUGGAAGAUAAUUUUCUUUUUUUUUAUAUGCGGUCCAGUGUCACUGUCCCCUGCUCGAGCCCCCUUCCUGGGGGAUGCUGCUGCUUCCCCAGCUCCACAGGGAGUGCUGGGGCUCAUGGGACCCCCCUCAUCCCCUGGUUUUGGUCCCUUGGGGAGGUGGGGGGCCAGGAGCCCCCGGGCACAGCCCCCCCGGUACCCCAGUCUGCGUUUACAUGCCCAGCUCCCUGCAGUUUACAGCCCCGGCCCAGGCCUCCGGUUGCCACCCAGGUCUCCGUCCUGGGGGAGCCCAGCGUGGCCCCCCCUGGCUCCCCAGGUGGGCACCGGAGGUCUUGAGCAGCCCUGGGAAGGGGCAGGGACACACACACACACACACACACACACACACAGGGAGAGGGGGGGUCACAGGUGGCCUUUUUCUCUUAGUGGCUUCUCCAAGGGCUAUUCUCCAGGUUGGGCUCCAUGCCUGCUGCUCCUUUCUGACACUAAUUCCUGCCACAGGUGGGUUUGGGAUGGGACCGUGCUGCAGGGGAGACACGCUGGCUCCUGGCCCUGGUCCCUGCUGGUGCUGGAGGUGGUGCGGGGGGGCUACAGAUGGGGCGCAGGGCUGCCCCAGCCCCCUCCUGCCCCAGCCUGGGGGUCUCACUGUGCCAAAUCCCCCCUGGGCUCCCCAGCCCAGCCUCAUCCUCACAGGGGUCUGCAGUGACCCUGGCACUGGCCCAUGGUGGCUCUGGGGCUCAGCCUGGCAUCUGCCCCUCUCCUGUUUUCUGGGGAUCUGGGGCUGUUUUGGACCCCCCGGGCUCUCUUGCGGUACAUGUGGGGCUGGGGGGGGUGGGGGGCCAGGCAAGGCAGUGCUGCACUGGGCUACAUCGCUGCCUGCCGAGGCUGGGGCUGUAGUGUCCCUGGUAGAAACCCCCCCUGCCUCCCCCAACCUCAUCCUUUUU